This is a messenger RNA of Meyerozyma guilliermondii ATCC 6260, 2352 nucleotides long. RefSeq lists its product as uncharacterized. The transcript has a single exon. The record is from RefSeq and is a predicted model, not a curated record. Bases 1 to 2352 code for a protein of 783 amino acids. Lineage: Eukaryota; Fungi; Ascomycota; Pichiomycetes; Serinales; Debaryomycetaceae.
AUGGAUCAAGUGGAGUCUGUGACACCGGACCUAAAAGGUCUCACGGUGGACGAGGAGCCAUAUAAACAGAUCCUCGAGGUCUUUGAUCACCCAGAAACAUAUGAGCCAAAGAAGGGAGACUUAAACGUACUUUCAAGGUCAAUUCGAGCCAAAGACGCUGCGCUGGACUUGAUUCAAAGACUAAAAAAUAACCCUACAACAUUCAUAGAGGGUCUCAGAGUACUACAGGAUAACAGAGGUUUGUUCUUGUGUACGGUAAUAUCCGAAACAGGCACAGAACGAACUCGAGAUACCGCCAAAACUGUUCUUCGUUGUCUCAUCUCGUUGGUCAAAGUGUCUUCGUCUGCUCAAUGGUAUCUUUCAGCCUACUAUCUGGUGGUAGAAAGGUUUGAGGUCACGGUGCCAGACCAUUUGGAUGUUCUUUUGAGUUUCAUAGGCCCAGAAAAUGGUUCUGAACAACUGAAUUUGACGCCAAUAAUUCUUCUUAUCACCAUAAAGAGUCUUAAAUUGGCCCCGAAACCCACUACAGACACUGUAACUGUCUUCGUGGAGUUUAUUCUCGACGAAGACCCGGUUCGUGUCCAAAGAGCUACUUUUUUGAAUUUGGUUCGAGUGUUGGAGAGCUUGUAUCCACUUAUGCCAGUGCCCAUAUCUACAAUGUACAUGAGUGAAAAAUGCAAACAGAUGCUUCUCCACCAUGUUUCCAGUCUCUCAGCUUCUGUGUUGGAAGAUGAACAAAACUACAGAACUGUGUGUGAAGUUUUAAGGCUAGUUAGCACAUCUUGCAUUGACGAAGAACUGCGAAAUUUCAACGUCAAGAAUUAUAUCCAAUUCUUGAUUAGUGGAACAAAACUCUCCCAGAAACCGUUCGAGGGGUUGCAUUUGUUGUCCACUCUAUGUAUCGUCAAGUUGUGGAAUAGCUUUCCCAAAAAUUCCGACAUCAAGAAAGAAGUUACUAUCCAGCAUCUCCUGUCAAAUAUCACCACUGCGCUCCGAGAAAACAGCAAGUAUCGAGAGCAUAUUGUCGAGACACUAGCUUACAUCUCACUUGAUCGUUCUUUCAAGGAAUCUUUGCGUUCAGACGCUGACAGCAUUUCGAUUUUAAUCGAUAUACUCAAAAAAGCGGAGCCUCAUUCGACUUUAGUAUAUGGAAUUCUCACCACUAUAGCCAACCUCGCCAAGGUAAAGACCGAUACAGCGAACAACAGAAAGAAAACGGCUAGCUUCCUCAAAUCUUACAGUGAUCCCACAUCCUCGAAGGAGGAAGACGAUCAAGAGAAAGUACUCACCUUCUCAAAAGCACUUUUAGAAGACUACAAAAUAGUAGAAGUAUUCUCCAAAUUGAAGGUGAUGGCCGGAAGCGUCCAGGAAUCUUCCAGCUCGAUCAACCAAGUCCUUUGCAUUAUUUUUUCCAUUUCUUGCAACAACGAGAAGAAAAUCAGACAAGAACUUGUGCAGCAAGGAGCCCUAACCAUAGUUUUAAACUACUUGAUAACUUUCAGCAAGGUUGGUCCCACCACGCUUCCAUCGAAUCCCGACACUAUUCUGAUUGAAACCAGACUUUCAGCUUUGCGAACUUUGGCAAAAAUACUUGUUUCUGUCAACCCAGCGCUUGCGUUUAAGAAGUACGAUAUCUCCACCAGCGUUCCGUUUCUCAUUGAGCUUCUUGGACCCAACAUCUCGGAGUAUAAUGGCAUAAAAGCCAGUCGGGAACUGGACUACCUCGAGGAUAUGACACAGAAAGACAAGUACGAGGCUCUUAUAGCUCUCACCAAUGUUCUGUCUGUGGAAGAUGCCAAUAUUAAAAAACUCAUUGGAUCCAAAACUUUUAUUGGUUAUCUAGAUAACUUCAUAAUCGACUCUGAUGCACCAAAUGUUCAACGAGCCACUUGGGAACUUUUGUCCAAUUUGGUGUCUGAGCCCACGAUUCUCGUAUACUUUUUCAAUGUUGAAAAACCUGCCAAUUUGCAGAGACUCGACCUUAUGGUGAAAAUGCUCAAUUCCAGUGAUGAAAAGUUGCAAACCGCAGUUGCUGGUUUGAUGGCCAAUGCAGCGUCUGAGUUCCAAAUGGUGUCCCAAAUCAUCUUACAGACUCCAGACAUAUGGCGACAGCUCCGAGCGAACAUUAUAGGCAUACUAAGAGACCAAGAAGAAUGCCUCGAUUUGGUUCAUCGUGUGCUUUUCAUCUUGCUUGGUGUCUCGUAUGCUGCUGAAGAGCUAGGCACCGAAGAGUUGAACAAGAUAAAAAGUGAUAAAGAAUUGAAACAAGCAGUUGCUGUUGCAAUGCGGUCUACAAGCAAAGAUAUACGAGAGGUGGUUUUGGAUGUUGUCAAGGUGGUGAGGUUCAAGUGA